GCAUCAUUUCUAUACCUGGCGCAGCAAGUUUAUGUGGUUUUAUUUCUUCAGAAGUUCCUAUUUCUGAAGAGUAUUAUAGCUGAAGAAGAAGACAGGAUUACAUAACUUGUCACCUUGGGAUUCAGCAAAGCAAAAUGAUUCUGAGCAAGCUAUGUACCUUGCCAGCAUAUGGCUUGGGUGGGAAGUAUAUGUCACUUCAGUUUGUUAACAGUCUUAAGAGUGGGCUCCAAAGCUCUGCAAAGCUCUCAUUUGCAAGAACUACAAAGGUGCAGGAGUCAACUCUGAAGAAUGUAUUUAAUGGCGGUGUGGCGCGCGCACUUCGUCAGGCCUCCAGCAGCGCCGCCAGCACCACCACCGAGCUGGCGCCGUCGGCCAGGAAGGCCGUGGGCUAUUGGCUGAUGGGCUGCACCGGCAUGGUCUUCGGAGCCGUCAUGCUUGGCGGUGUGACCCGUCUGACCGAGUCGGGCCUGUCGAUGGUCGACUGGAAGCUGCUGGGCAGGUCGUGGCCGCAGUCGGAGAUCGAGUGGCAGGCAGAGCUGGAAAAGUACCGGCACUACCCCGAGUUUCAGCUUAAGAACAAGGACAUUACUAUGUCGGACUUCAAGUUCAUCUGGCUGAUGGAGUACGGUCACCGGAUGUGGGGCCGGCUGAUCGGCGCUACCUUCGCCCUGCCGGCUGUCUACUUCUGGACAAAGGGCUACUUCACCAAGAGUAUGAGGCGGCGCGUGCCCAUCUUCGGCUCGCUGAUUCUUCUGCAGGGCCUGAUGGGCUGGUACAUGGUGAAGUCAGGUCUGGACCAUAAGAACUUCGAAGGACCAUCCGACGUCCCCCGGGUCUCUCAGUACAGGCUGGCGGCGCACCUGGGCGCGGCGCUGGUGCUCGCCACGCUGUUCCUCUAUAACGGCCUGGACCACCUGAUACCAGCCCAGGUGGUCAAGGUGACCUCGUCCGUGCGCCGCGUGCGCAUCAUGGCGCACGUCUGCAAGGGGUUCAUCUUCCUGGCCGCCUUCUCAGGCGCGUUCGUGGCCGGUCUGGACGCCGGUCUGACGUACAACGAGUUCCCGCUGAUGGGCGGCCGCCUGGUGCCGACCGACCUGCUGGCCUACGAGCCCAAACUCUCCAACGUGACAGAGAACCCGACCACCGUCCAGUUCAACCACCGUAUGCUGGGUAUGACUGUAUUUGCGCUGGUCCACGGUCUCUGGUUCGCGACUCGUAAGGCCAAGCUGCCACCGAGGGCCUACACUGCCGCCAACGCCAUGCUCGCCAUGACGUACUUACAGCUGACGCUGGGUAUCGCCACGCUGCUGCUGUACGUGCCCACCCCGGUGGCGGCGUCCCACCAGACGGGCGCGCUCACCCUCCUCUCGCUGGCUGUCUGGAUGACGCACGAGUGUAAACUACUGAAGUACGUGCCAAAGUGAGCAGGAGAACCAGCAGCUCUCAGUGCCAGUGAAGUCUUCAAGCAGGCGCAGUGCGGGUUGGCGAAGUGAUACAUGUGCGCACUACUGUGAUGAUCAUGAAAGAAUGUGUUGCGAGUUGCUGAAAUUUCUUGUUUGUUAUUGAAUGUGCAGCAUUGUGUAGAGGAGCCUUGAGGUUGGUUUUUCCCUGUAGAUAGUGCUAAAAGCAGGCAUGUUAUUUGCUUUUAAACAUAGUUUUGUAAUGUUUGUGUUUUUGACUGUGCUCACUGCUUAUGAAUAACAUUGAUGAGGAUUAUGCUUUGUACAUCAGUGUGAUUUACCACUGAUUAGGUAUGUUUCCAUGACCACAGUGGAUUCACAAUUGAUGUGUCUGGCUAAAAUGGUGUAGCAUGACAUUUGACUGUCGGGUCUUCACCAGCUUGGCAUUUUGUGAUAGAACAAUACAUGUUAUUUCUAUUAA
Amphibalanus amphitrite is the source of this 1881-nucleotide messenger RNA. RefSeq names its product cytochrome c oxidase assembly protein COX15 homolog. NCBI's taxonomy places the organism in Eukaryota, Metazoa, Arthropoda, Thecostraca, Balanomorpha, Balanidae. Gene Ontology annotation, cellular component: mitochondrial inner membrane. Gene Ontology annotation, biological process: heme A biosynthetic process. Gene Ontology annotation, molecular function: oxidoreductase activity, acting on NAD(P)H, heme protein as acceptor. The coding region runs from base 135 to 1424 and encodes 429 amino acids. The record is from RefSeq and is a predicted model, not a curated record. The transcript is spliced from 11 exons.